Lactuca virosa is the source of this 261-nucleotide messenger RNA. The record is from the annotation of a GenBank genome assembly. Lineage: Eukaryota; Viridiplantae; Streptophyta; Magnoliopsida; Asterales; Asteraceae.
AUGUUAGAGAUUACAACCACUACUGGAGAUCAUAUCCAUCAGGUCGAACCACCUUUGCUACCAACAAUGUCCAACCCAAAAUAUGAAAAAAAUAUGUUUGUGCUCAUCAGAUCAGAUGGCGGUGGCAAUAUUGAUCGUUGGUUGGUGGCGGCUAAAACUCACAUUAUACAAUUAAACCGGUCGUUUUCUACGAUUUCCAAAUUCAUUACUUUCUUCACUCUCCAAAUUCACGCACACUCUCCGCCAGAAAUACAGAUUUAG